Molecule: messenger RNA, 1150 nt
Organism: Corvus hawaiiensis (hawaiian crow)
Lineage: Eukaryota; Metazoa; Chordata; Aves; Passeriformes; Corvidae
Product: phosphoglucomutase, chloroplastic-like
Exons: 3
Coding region: 1-546 (181 amino acids)
Biological process (GO): carbohydrate metabolic process
Cellular component (GO): cytosol
Molecular function (GO): phosphoglucomutase activity
Source: RefSeq, a predicted model, not a curated record
AUGACACCAGUAGGCUGCACUGUCACAGGGACACCAAAACAGCUGCUGCUUUCCCAGUCUUGCUCGGAUGCUGAGGAUGAAGGAGGUGGUGCCUAUCGCACCCAGGGAGCCCAGUGCAACGGGAAGAGAAGCCUGCCCUGGUGCUGCCUGCGGGGGGCGGGGGCGGCGGCGGGGCCGGGCGGCCGCGGUCGCCCCCCGGCUCCCGGAGCUCGCCCGGCGCCGGCCGUGGUGCGGAUCGUGACCGUGCAGACGAAGCCCUACGGCGACCAGAAGCCGGGCAGCAUUGGGCUGCGCAAGCGGGUGACGGUGUUCCAGAGCAAUGCCAACUACAGCGAGAACUUCAUCCAGAGCGCGCUGGCCACCGUGCCGCCCGCCGAGCGCCAGGACGCCACGCUCGAGGUGGGGGGCGACGGCCGCUUCUGCAUGAAGGACGGCAUCCAGCUCAUCGCCCGCAUCGCCGCCGCCACCGGGGUCUCUCAGCACGUGAUGCCCCUCAAGGAGCAGGAAGAGUGGAUUUACAGCUGUGUGCACUCCCUUGUAUGUUAAACCUCCCAGUGCCAGGCUUGGGAGCAGCCACACUGAACCAGGAACGGCUUUAGGCAGCUUUUAGGCAAUUUAUAGUCUUGUCCUUCUCAAACAGCUGGCAUACCUUUAUACUUGUUGAUGAUCUUGGCACGAAAACACUGAGGCACAAUAAAAAUUAGUGCUGUUCAGUAAUCCAGCUGUAAUAGAACUGUGCUUCAUAAAGGCUGCUCUCCCUAGAUCUGCUCUUGUUUUCCAUACCAUGGGUUGUGGUUCCAUCGCAGGCUGGAACUGCCUCACUGAGGAAAAACUUUGUUGAAUGGGUUCCUAAUUAAACAUUCUUGUGGUUUGGAUGUGAGAAGUGUAAAGGGGUGAGGCUCAUUUUAUUUUGUCACCUGAUAAAGGAUUUGCUUCUUUCCCUUUUUUUUUGUCAUUUGCUGAUAAUCCUCAUCUUCCCCUUGUUCUGUAAUUACUGCCUGAUUUUAUAGUCUUUUAUAUAAAAUAAAGUCUGCCUUUUCAUAUGCAAUAAGGAAAUAACAUCAUUUGAGAAAAAUGGAGGUUUGUCUUGGGCUCUUGACUGUUAACAGCAAUUAAUUCUUCCCAGGUGGCUGAAAUAAGAAGACUGAAG